Hyla sarda is the source of this 2663-nucleotide messenger RNA. RefSeq names its product islet cell autoantigen 1 (gene ICA1). Gene Ontology annotation, molecular function: protein domain specific binding. The transcript is spliced from 15 exons. The record is from RefSeq and is a predicted model, not a curated record. Gene Ontology annotation, biological process: regulation of transport. Gene Ontology annotation, cellular component: Golgi apparatus. The coding region runs from base 141 to 1703 and encodes 520 amino acids. Lineage: Eukaryota; Metazoa; Chordata; Amphibia; Anura; Hylidae.
GGAUACACUCUGCUGCUUCCUCCCCUUGCACAGGAUCAGCACAGGGGGAUCCGAGGCAUCUCAUCCCACCCAUGUAAAUCCCAGUGUGCGCCCCCUGGUGCAGAAAGCUGAUGAUAAGGUCUGUGAGGAGAAGCUGAACCAUGGACGGGCACAACUAUCAGUACUCCAGAGAGUUCUACGACCGCUAUGCCCAAGGCCAAGAGAAGUCUGUGGUCAAUAAGAUGCAGCAGAAGUAUUGGAAGACCAAGCAGACGCUGAUCAAAGUCACUGGGAAGAAGGAAGAUGAGCACGUUGUGGCCUCAGACUCCGACCUCGAUGCCAAACUUGAGCUUUUUCAUUCUAUCCAGCGAACGUGUAUGGAGUUGUUGAAGGUGAUCGAGCAGUAUCAGAAAAGGAUUUGUUUUUUAUCCCAAGAGGAGAACGAACUGGGGAAAUUUCUCCGUUCCCAGGGUUCCCAAGAUAAAACAAGGGCUGGAAAAAUAAUGCAAGCCUCAGGAAAAGCUCUUUGCUUCUCUUCACAACAGAGAUUGGCUCUGAGAACCCCUUUAUCUCGGCUUUAUCAAGAGGUGGAGACCUUCCGCUACCGAGCAAUAUCUGACUGCUGGCUGACAGUCAAUAGGAUGGAGCAAGCGAGAACUGAAUAUCGAGGAGUUUUGCUGUGGAUGAAAGAUGUUUCCCAAGAACUGGACCCAGAUAUAUACAAGCAGAUGGAAAAAUUCAGAAAGGUUCAGGCACAAGUGCGUCAUACCAAAACUGCGUUUGAUAGGCUGAAAACUGAUGUAUGUGAAAAAGUGGAUCUUCUCAGAGCCAGUAGAUGCAACCUGUUAUCUCAUGUGCUGACAUCAUAUCAGACAACACUACUUCACUUUUGGGAGAAAACAUCUCACACAAUGGCUGCCAUUCAUGAAAGCUUCAAGGGCUACCAGCCAUAUGAAUUUACUACACUAAAGAGUUUACAAGACCCUGUCGAUAAACUGUGCCGUCAAUCCAAGAAGAAGCCAAAAGCCAAGGAAACCCCUCCCGAAACAAAGGACAAUGACCAACUGAUCUCUUUAGAUGAACAGCAGCAGAACGAGACUGAAUCUGUGUCAUCAGCCGAACUGGAUAAAGGGAACACCCCCACGUUUGAUGGUACAUUGGACGACUUGUUAGAUAUGAAAGCCGAGGAGAAGUUUAUCUUUGAGGAAUGUGCCACAUCCAAUGACCUACUUGCAGAUCCCAUUGAGGCUGAUUCUCUGGAGAAGGAUGAAAUGCGUCUGUUGAACGAGAUCUUAAGUGCGUCUUCCUUGGAUAGCAGUGACCUCGGCAAAGAGUGGACGGCCAUGUUCGGAGAGCCCCUGUAUAAUGCUCAGCCUUUAAGCCCGGCACCUCCAGAACCAGAGCAGAAAGCAGAAUCCUCAUCUGGUUUCCUUCCUUCACAGUUGCUGGACCAAGAAUUUGGUGGCUUCCAGGCUUCAUUACAAGGCUGGUCAGCCAACACUGGGGCCUUCUUACCACCACCAUCAUCAUCCUCUUCACCAUCCUGUUUCCCAUCCCCACCCUCUAACCUCAAUCAGAAUAUAAACAGGAACCCGAUGAAAGAUGCAUCAAAAAGCACAAAAGAUCUGUCUACUUGGUACAACCUUUUCGCCGACCUCGACCCUUUAUCCAACCCAGACGCCGUGGGGAAAACCGAUAAGGAACACGAACUUCUCAACGCCUAAGAAGAGGCCGCAUCACUGCCCACACCAAGCCGACGGGCACAGAGAAGGGAGCGCAGCACACGUGCCACUACUGAUUUAACCCUGAAAUGUUCUUCUUUCUUCUCUGGGCGUAAUGGAGGAGGCGGGAGGCGGGCGACGUCCCUUCGGAUAAGUUACCCUGUUUGCCAAAACACCUGCCGGACUCGCUGCCAAACUUUUAAAGGGGGAAAUUAUUCGGAAGCUAUUUUUCUACUCAGUCAUAUCGUCAUCAUUGUGUUUCCACCCAAAAUAUGCUUGGCUCUAAUACAGGAUUUUAGUUUUGUUUUUUUGUGUUUUUUUCGUAUGGAUGAAAUGGGAUUUUUUUCUGUUCAGAAUAAUUUAUUUGGAUGGGAGCAAAAAUCUUUCAUUGGAGGAUAACAGGGAAGGAUCAUCUCCCCCAGCAUGCACUGUUUUCAUAUCUGGGUUAUAGUUGAAAAAGUUUAUCUUGGAUUAGGAAAAAAAAAACAGCGCCGCCCCUGUCCUCAGGUUGUGUGUGGUAUUGCAGCUCCGUUCCAUUGAAGCGAGUGGAGCAGAGAUGUAAUACCGCUCACAACCUGGUGCUGUUUUUUUUUUUUUUUUUUUUGCUUUGUUUUUCUAUUUCUGGAUUGAAGAGUAGUCACCAAGACGUCCUCUUCUGUUGAUAUGGGUAAACAAAGUGACAACCCGUACCGUUGCGGAUCACCCAGCUUUUCUUACACUACUGAACAGCAAAGCUUCCUAGUUCUGCUACAGAAUGAGAUAAUGGACUCGUCACUCAAGAUGUCAUCCAUCUUUCCUAAAUGACUCAACAAGUGUACCAAGUGUUUAACACAUAGAAGAACUACAACUUCCAUCAUGCCCAUGAUAAAAGUUGUAGUUUUUCAACACCCGCAGAGUCACAGGUUGGUGAAUACUGAUCAAGAUCAGGUUGUACCAACUAGUGCACCUCCAGCUGUUGCAAAA